Molecule: messenger RNA, 3298 nt
Organism: Epinephelus fuscoguttatus (brown-marbled grouper)
Lineage: Eukaryota; Metazoa; Chordata; Actinopteri; Perciformes; Serranidae
Gene: trim35-12
Product: tripartite motif containing 35-12
Exons: 6
Coding region: 1587-3167 (526 amino acids)
Biological process (GO): protein ubiquitination
Molecular function (GO): protein binding; ubiquitin-protein transferase activity; zinc ion binding
Source: RefSeq, a predicted model, not a curated record
UGGAGGGAGCUCGGAGUAGAGCCGCUGCUCCUUUGUGUUGAAAGGGGUCAGUUGAGGUGGUUUGGGCAUCUGAUCAGGAUGCUUCCUGGGUGCCUCCCGUUGGAGGUGUUUUGGGCAAGUCCCACUGGUAGGAGGCCCCAGGGCAGACCCAGAACACGCUGGAGGGAUUACUUAUCUCAUCUGGCCUGGGAACGCCUCGGGGUCCCCCAGGAGGAGCUGGAAAGCAUUGCUGGGGAGAGGGACGUCUGGGGCGCUUUGCUCGGCCUGCUGCCCCAACGAACCAGCCCGAAUAAUCAGAUGAAGAUGGAUGGAUGGAUGGAUGGAUGGAGAAAUAUCCAGUGUGUAUGAUUUACGGGAUUAGUGGCAUCUAGUGGUGAGGAUUGCAGAUUGCAACCAGCUGAAACUUCUCCUGGUUAUGAUUCCUUUAGUCUUCAUUGUCCAGUAGGUUUUUACUGGUGGCCAAAUUAUACAAAGUGGUCUCUUCCACUUCAAAACAAACGGACGAGCUGAUUUGAACUGGUACAAAUGCUGAAUAAAGCAGUUUCACAUUAAAAAUGAGUGUUUCUCCUUGUUUAGCACGGUGCAGACGGGCCACGAGCCCACCACCUGCAAAUGGUGCUCACAUUUUCUCUCUAAUAACUUAAGAUCUGGACAUUUAGGAGGUGGGCAAAAAAUGCAGAUGGCUCUAUCUAAAACCAGUGUCUGUUCUGGACUACUGUAGAGAAAUGGCAGUUCAAAAUGACAAUCUCUGUGGAUGAGGACCUGCUCCCCAUGCAGAUAUAACCAGCUCAUUCUGCAGUAACGAAAACACAAUUAUUCUUAUUUUCAGAUGAUUAUACACUAAAGAAAACAUACUAAUUAUAUUGUAAUCCACUUCUGCCAAUAUAUCCCCGUAAAUCCUACACCUAAGUCCUCCUUUAAAAGGAGAGACAGGGCUACAAUCUGCUGGAGUGUUUUCCAGCAUUGACAGAAACCACCCGUUGGUGUGUUUGUGUUUCUUCUCACUCCUGUGUCCUCCUGAAAUAUAUAUGACAUCUAACUAGAGAUCACUCUGAGUGUCAGCAGGCCAUCAGAGGUAGCGUAACAAGAUACAUGUUAGUAAACUUGAUAGUGCUGGUCAAGCUCAGUGGGGUCAUCUCCAGGCCUGUGCCCCAGUUCAACACUAAAUACCUUUUCCAGGAAAGUUUGUGCAGCUGUUUUGAAUUCUGCUCACCUUCUUGUGUCUUACUUCUACACCUCCUGCAUUUGUUGGUUUUUUUCCACUAAAAAAACUGACAGAAAACUUCAAGCAACAUUUUUCCAUAAAGAAGGAAAUGUCAUCUUUUUGACUCAGCUGGAGUCUGCCCUGUUUGACAGAGCAGAGAACCAGAUGAGGGGUGGUGACACGUCCUGUAUUUACUACAAGUGAAGCAAACCUGUUUUUCAAGUCCCUGUUGAUCUAUAACCCUGGUUGCUCAUAAACUGUGUCCAGAUUGCCCUGUGGUCUCACACAGAAGCCAGAGAGGAGCACUGCUUCUUCCUAACUGCUCUUUCUAAAACAAACAGCUGCAGCUAUAAAAGCAGUCCCCCGUCAACAGGAACCCGCCAUGGCGCUGCGCCCACGUGCUUCCUCUCAGCCUGGAAAACUUUCUUUCUUCCAGAGUCCCAAGUUGGCCUCUGCCCUUCGACCGCGGGCCGUUUCUUCGCGCUCGGGCUCCAUGCUGGAAGAGGAGCUGUCUUGUCCUGUCUGUUGUGAGAUCUUCAAGGAGCCCGUGGUGCUCAAGUGCAGCCACAGCUUCUGCCGAGACUGCCUGCAGCAGUUCUGGAACAAGAAGAAGGCCAGGCGCGAGUGUCCCGUGUGCAGGAGGAAGUGCUCCCUGACAGAGCCCACGGUCAGCCUGGCGCUGAAGAACGUGGCCGACACCUUCCUAAGGGAGCAGAAUCGCAGGGCGGCCAUAGCUGGAACAGGGGAAGGGGCCGACGGGACAGGAGGGCAAGACGGGAUAGGGAUAGUGGAGGUGGAGUGCGCCACACAUGGGGAAGUUCUCAAGCUCUUCUGUCUGGAUGACUUUGAAGUCCUCUGCUGUAUAUGUCACACCUCUAAGAAGCACCAGGGACACCGAGUCUGCCCCAUAGAUGAGGCAGCUCAGGACCUUAAGGCAGAGCUGAGGAAUGAUGUGAUUCCUCUGAAGAAGAACCUGCGUUGCCUGUAUGAAGCCAAGCAGGAGUGUGAUGACACAACUGUGCACAUCAAGAACCAGACUCAGGCCACAGAAAAGCAGAUCAAAGAGGAGUUUGAGCAGCUGCGGGAGUUUCUGCAGAGGGAAGAGACAGCUCGACUGGCUGCCCUGCGGCAGGAGGAUGAGGAGAAGAAAGAGCUGGUGAAGAAAAAGUCAGAGAGCAUCACCAGAGGUAUCCUCACCUUCUCUCACGCCGUUAUUGCCAUUGAGAAUGAGAUUGCUUCUAGCGAUGCUCUCUUCCUGAAGAAUUACGCCAACACAAAGAAAAGAGCACAGAUCCCACCGAACAAUCCAGAAAAAGUGUCAGGUGCUCUUAUAAAUGUGGCCGAGCACAUCGGUUCCCUCAAGUACCAUGUGUGGGAGAAGAUGGUGGAGCUGGUCCAGUACACUCCCAUCACCCUUGACCCCAACACUGCCUACUCCUGGUUGUCCCUCUCCACCGACCUGACCCGUGUCGCCAACAGCGGAUGCCUCCAGAAGCUCCCAGACAAUCCAGAACGUUUUGGCCACUUUGUGUUCAUACUUGGCUCAGAGGGCUUUACAUCAGGCCGCCACGCCUGGGAGGUAGAGGUGGGCGACAAGGCGGACUGGAUGCUUGGGGUGGUCAAGGAGUCCAUUGAUAGGAAAGGCCGCAUAUCAGGCUGCCCUGAGGGUGGGUUUUGGAUGAUCUCGCACUAUGAGGGUGAGUACUCGGCCAUGACUAGGCCCAGCAUCCCGCUGCAUCCGCAGGGAGAGCUGACCCGAGUCAGGGUGCAGCUGGACUACGACUCUGGGGAGGUAACCUUUUCCAACCCCAUCAGCAUGACGCCCAUUUACACCUUUAAUGAUGUCUUCACUGAGACGAUGUAUCCCUUCUUCUGCCCUGGAGCCAACAUCAAUGGGAAUAACCCCAACCCACUUAAGAUCUGUCCUGCAAAGGUGGCUGUGUGGAACAGUGCCACAUGGUGAUUUAAAAACACCUUAUAAAGGACAUAUUGAAAAUUUAAGAAAUUACAGAAGUGUGUAUCAAAUCAUUUAAGAGCGUGUUUGUGUGUAAAAUGAGAUACAAGCAACAUAAUUGAAACUAACGGUUUAUUUCA